UAGCGGAAGAAGGCCGCGUCUGUCCAAUGUGUUGUUUUGUGUGUCGAGGAAACAAGCCAGUUGUCACCAACACACGGCUAACAAUCGCCAACAAACUCGACCAAGCGAAAAUGAAUCCGGUUAGUCGAUGUGCUUUUUCUUCUCCGCGCUGCAUACUCGUACUGUAUGCGGCUGCAACAUCAUCGUCGUUACAUUUCCAGCACACCUGUCGCUUAGGAAACUCUGUGGUGUUCGUUGUCGAACGCGGAGCAGGGCGAAGCGCGAUAACGCAAGCAAGCCGCUAUGGCGGGGCGAGCGGCGGUGAUUCUACUUGCUUUCCUGGCCGCGCUGACAGAAGGAACAUGUCCAGCUCCGCAAUUGCCCGUUGAUGGGAAUUAUCACAUAGGAGGGUACGGAAAGGGCGUCUCCAGACUUCCGUACCAGCGAGGUGAUGUCGUGACGUUGGUGUGCAAUACAGGAUUCAUCGGGAGCAUCGACGCUGUUUGUCAGUCGGACGACACGUGGAGCACUCUGUCACCAAACUGUCAACGUAUCAGUUGUCCACACCCAAGUCCACUUACGAAUGGCGGUUACCCACGCACAGACUCGGAUUACCAGGACACAAUACGUUAUCAAUGUGAUGCCGGCUUUUUCAUGGUGGGUCAUCCAAGUAAUAUUCUAACAGUACGGUGUUUGGCUGAUAGGACAUGGUCUCAGCGUAAACCCACAUGUCAACAGAUACAUUGUGCUGAUCCGGGUCCACCUUUUUAUGGUCAAUAUAUAAGAACAGGAUUGGAUUUGGGAGAUAUAAUACGAUACCGCUGUAACAGAGGUUAUGAGAUGCAGAACAUACCAAGUGACACACUCGUAGUGGCAUGUACCGGAACUGGACGAUGGUCUCGACCCAGACCUACAUGUCAACGUAUCAGUUGUCCACACCCAAGUCCACUUACGAAUGGCGUUUACCCCCGCAGAGACUCAAACUUCCUAUACCUGGACGUAUUAAGAUAUCAAUGUAAUAUAGGCUAUUUCAUGGUGGGUCAUCCAAGUGGUUUUCUAGCAGUACAGUGUUUGGCUAACAGGACAUGGUCUCAUCCUAAACCCACAUGUCAACAGAUACAUUGUGCUGAUCCGGGUCCACCUUUUUAUGGUCAAUAUAUAAGAACAGGAUUGGAUUUGGGAGAUAUAAUACGAUACCGCUGUAACAGAGGUUAUGAGAUGCCGAACAUACCAAGUGGUACCCUCACGGUGGCAUGCACCGGAACUGGACGAUGGUCUCGACUCAAACCUACAUGUCAACAACAACGCACUGCGCCAUUGCCCAGCCCUUCCUCCAGCCACAGCAAUGCACCUCCCUCUUCAUCGUCGACAGCGAAUGUCACCACAUCACCGGUGACAUCACUACCAAUAUCACCUGUUACAUCAUCGGUGACGUCAUUGCCCACAUCACCGGCCACUUCAACAACGACGAACACUGCGCGUGCACAACCACCAGCAGGUGGAGGCUCCAAUAGCACUGAUGAAGCCAGCUUAUCUCUUCACUUUUCAAUCCUGCUGGGGAUAGUUAUCGGCAUAGUGAUCAUGGCUGUCCCGUUGCUAUGGGCGUGCCGUCGCCAAUGGAGGAAGACAGUGCCCAAGGAGCACGGUGAAAGCGGUGAAACGGAACAGCAAGUCGUGCAGAUGCCGACCUUGAUGGACAACGAGGCAUACGGCUCUGCAAACGGAUCAAACGCUGAAGAAGAUACGGGCUACGAGUGUGUGGCCUAGCACAUUAUAGGAAUUAUCGGAUGAACCGGCCCCAUCGAUAUGCAUAGGUGAUUUACAUUGUAUUUCUGGUUUGGGUGAAGCUGAAGUAGAGAUUUCAAUUUUGACUUUCUUUUUCAUGUGGUAGCUAAGACUGCUGCUAUGGAACUGAUGAGGAUGCUUUGGAAUUGUUGGCAUGCACUUCCAAAUACUUCAGAGUACAUGCAUUUACAUUGCAUUGCAGUGUUAGUGUUAGUGUCCGUGAAGCAUUGCCACGUUUCUUGUGUACAAGUAGAGAUCACAUCAUACGUAACUAGUGCUGGAUGUCCAGGUUCGGCUUCCAAAUGCGGACCAGGUGAUACUGCUCUCAGUUGCUGUGAGCAGGUUGAAGUCAAGCAAUGCAUUGGCAACAGCAGCAGCAGCAUUCUGGUUCUUGAUUGAUUGAUUGAUUUUUAUUUCACGGA
Messenger RNA from Sycon ciliatum, 2186 nucleotides. Its product is annotated as complement decay-accelerating factor-like. Lineage: Eukaryota; Metazoa; Porifera; Calcarea; Leucosolenida; Sycettidae. The record is from RefSeq and is a predicted model, not a curated record. The transcript has 8 exons. The coding region runs from base 283 to 1746 and encodes 487 amino acids.